This is a messenger RNA of Impatiens glandulifera, 1953 nucleotides long. Its product is annotated as probable serine/threonine-protein kinase PBL7. The coding region runs from base 299 to 1771 and encodes 490 amino acids. The transcript has 5 exons. The record is from RefSeq and is a predicted model, not a curated record. Gene Ontology annotation, molecular function: ATP binding; protein kinase activity. Lineage: Eukaryota; Viridiplantae; Streptophyta; Magnoliopsida; Ericales; Balsaminaceae. Gene Ontology annotation, biological process: protein phosphorylation.
UGUUUCUAUUCCUUCUUCUUCUUCUUCUGUUCUAGUAGCAUCAAUUUCUUCGAUUUGGUGAUCUACUUUCUCAGACGACGGGCAGUGUUAAUCUUGGUCCUUAGCUAAUUGGGGUCAGUCAUAGCUGGCUAAUGGCUGGGAGAGUUUUUUUAGAGAGAGAGAGAAAGAAAACUUGAUUCUUUUGGAAGAUGUAUCUUCGAGAUUGCUAAGAUAAUUAUGAUUCUUUUGGAUUUCCAGAUUGAGAGCUGAAAUUAGAUCAUUUCUCUUCUCAACUUUCGUGGGUUUCCUCGAUUUUGACAUGGGUGGGUGUUUUUCCUGCUCCGGAUCAGUAGACAAUAAUCGUCUGAAGGAAGUAUCGAAGAAUAAUAAUAAUAAUAACUCGGUAAAGGAAGCUUCAACUGCUCCGUCUCACCAUCUGAGUAGACUCAGUUCGGAUAAAUCGAAAUCACAGAAUAGUUCAGAGAAUAAAAAAGAUCAUAAUAAGAAGGAACAAGCAGUCCAAAAGGAUGGAUCAACAACUGGGCAUAUUGCAGCACAGACAUUUACAUUUCGUGAACUUGCUGCUGCUACAAGAAACUUCAGGCCAGAAUGCCUAAUAGGAGAAGGUGGUUUCGGUCGUGUUUACAAGGGUCGAUUAGAGAGUACCGGGCAGGUAGUUGCUGUGAAGCAACUUGACAGAAAUGGCCUACAAGGAAACAGAGAAUUCCUAGUAGAGGUCCUCAUGCUUAGCCUAUUACAUCAUCCUAAUCUUGUCAACUUGAUAGGUUAUUGUGCGGAUGGGGAUCAACGGCUCCUAGUUUAUGAAUUCAUGGCUCUCGGAUCGUUGGAGGAUCAUUUGCAUGAACGACCACCAGAUAGAGAGCCAUUGGAUUGGAAUACAAGGAUGAAAAUAGCAGCAGGUGCAGCAAAAGGGUUGGAAUAUUUGCAUGACAAAGCAAACCCACCUGUUAUAUACAGAGAUUUGAAAUCAUCCAACAUCCUUCUCGGUGAAGCCUUUUAUCCAAAGUUAUCAGAUUUUGGACUUGCAAAACUCGGCCCUGUUGGUGAUAAUACUCAUGUCUCCACUCGGGUUAUGGGAACUUAUGGUUAUUGUGCUCCUGAAUAUGCCAUGACUGGUCAACUCACUCUCAAAUCUGAUGUAUAUAGUUUUGGAGUUGUCUUUCUCGAAAUAAUUACAGGACGCAAAGCCAUUGACAAUACUCGAGUUCAAGGGGAGCAAAAUCUAGUCGCAUGGGCAAGACCACUUUUCAAGGAUAGGAGGAAGUUUCCAAAAAUGGCAGAUCCCCUUUUACAAGGGAGGUUUCCAAUGCGAGGCCUUUAUCAAGCGCUUGCAGUUGCUGCCAUGUGUUUGCAAGAACAUGCAGCUACAAGGCCUCUUAUAGGAGAUGUUGUGACCGCGUUAACAUAUCUAGCAUCUCAAACACUCGAUCCAAAUGCUGCCUCGACUCAUAACAAUCGUGGCCAUCCAUCCACUCCAAGAAAUAGGGAAGACAAAAUGAAUGUGUCAAAUGGGAUCACCGAUAGUCCCAAAAGUUUUGGAUCGCCUUCCAAUAAUAGGAACUCUCCUGAUCUCAGAAGGAGAGAUACGGAUCUGGGUAAGAUUGAAACAUCCAGAGGAUCAGGAAGGAAAUCGUUUGUUGAGAUUGAUUCUCAUAGAGAUAGCCCGAGGAAUCGAGAUCAAGACAGAGAACGAGCAGUGGCAGAAGCGAAAUUUUGGGGCGAGAAAAAACGUGCUAAUCCUGUUGGCAGCUUUGAUGAUUGCACAAAAUGAUUAGAAAGGAUAUUAUUAUGUAUAUGUCUCACUCUUGUCUUUUUAAAUAGGAAAUUUGGUCUGGAUGUUGUCUUAUCGCCUCCUCGGUUUUACGCCGAUUAUGUUUAUACAGCCUUUGUGUGUAAUGGAUUUGGAGUUGGUUAUGUUCUCGGUUUAUACAAAAACAGUUGAUUACCGUUUGU